AUGUCUCUCCAAACCCCCCGCAUCCUCCCCUCCCACCUGCACGCCUUCCACCCCUCCUCCAGCACCGGCUCAACCACAUACACCGUCCGCAUCCUCGGCACCGUGACAGCGCUACACGGCAGCACGGGCACACUCACCUGCGGCACGAACGGCGAUGUAACACUUAUCCUGAAAUCCGAUGCGCGUCUGCAGGUUGGAAAGCUUGUUGAGGUUGUGGGGAAGGUUACUGAUUUAGAGGGUGGAACUGGAUAUGCACUGCGUGUUCUUGGUUCGACGGAGUGGGGUGAUCCUGCUGAUUGCGAUUAUAAGAUCUAUGAGCAGGUCGUUAAUGCUACGCAUCGGUUUACGCCUAUUUUCUACAGUGUUGAGUAA
Messenger RNA from Penicillium bovifimosum, 372 nucleotides. Its product is annotated as putative ssDNA binding protein Ssb3. The transcript has 3 exons. The record is from RefSeq and is a predicted model, not a curated record. Gene Ontology annotation, cellular component: nucleus; site of double-strand break; DNA replication factor A complex. The coding region runs from base 1 to 372 and encodes 123 amino acids. Gene Ontology annotation, biological process: double-strand break repair via homologous recombination; DNA replication; mismatch repair. Gene Ontology annotation, molecular function: single-stranded DNA binding; damaged DNA binding. Lineage: Eukaryota; Fungi; Ascomycota; Eurotiomycetes; Eurotiales; Aspergillaceae.